Messenger RNA from Ixodes scapularis (black-legged tick), 1972 nucleotides. RefSeq names its product aldehyde dehydrogenase, mitochondrial (gene Aldh). The record is from RefSeq and is a predicted model, not a curated record. NCBI's taxonomy places the organism in Eukaryota, Metazoa, Arthropoda, Arachnida, Ixodida, Ixodidae. Bases 321 to 1883 code for a protein of 520 amino acids. Gene Ontology annotation, molecular function: aldehyde dehydrogenase (NAD+) activity. The transcript has 12 exons.
AAGAGAGGCCUGCGCCUGCGCGUGAGCGUGCGAUGUGCGCAACCUCCUUGGAUGUGCGGCAAAGAGCGUGCGGUAUUUUUGAUUCACGAUGGUUGAUGCUUUUUUCUUUUUUUAUGCGCUGAAAGCUGGAGGCGGAGCCGCGCAGUUUCCGGCGCAUAACUACUUGUGUGAUACGCCCACGCGAGUUGUCCCGCGAUUGCAGUCAGAUAAUCAGAUAAGCCGCUUGGAGCAGUCGAGCAGACGCCACCGCCCGCACCGCUCCACCGCUUUCGACAGCAAGCAGCAGCAAACUUUGCAAGGGAAGACCGAGAAGCGAAGCCAUGUUGAGAGUCAUUGCCCGCCGAGUCUCCGCUCGGGGUUUCCCCGUAGGCGCCUUCUCGCGCUGUCAGUCUACUGCGGUCGCGGCCAACCCGAUACGAAAUCCUGACAUCAGGUACAGCCAGAUCUUCAUCAACAAUGAGUGGCACAACUCUGUCUCCGGAAAGACCUUUCCAACCAUCAACCCCACAACUGGGGAUGUGAUCGCCCAGGUCCAGGAGGGAGACAAGGCGGACGUGGACAAGGCGGUCAAGGCAGCCAGGGAGGCGUUCCAGCUGGGCUCGCCAUGGCGGACCAUGGACGCUUCGGACCGUGGACUGCUUCUCUACCGUCUUGCAGACCUCGUCGAGCGAGAUCGGACUCUCCUCGCUAGCUUGGAGACCCUGGACAAUGGAAAGCCGUUUGCCGAUGCAUACAACAUCGAUAUUCCCCUUGUUGUCAAGUGCCUGAGGUACUAUGCCGGCUAUGCGGACAAGAACCAUGGAAAGACUAUUCCGAUCGACGGGACCUUCUUCGCCUUCACGCGUCACGAGCCCGUCGGCGUGUGCGGACAGAUCAUUCCGUGGAACUUCCCAGCGCUGAUGCAAGCCUGGAAGCUGGGGCCCGCCCUGGCCCUGGGCAACACAGUGGUGCUGAAACCCGCCGAGCAGACGCCGCUCUCCGCCCUGCACGUGGCCUCACUCGUGGCGGAGGCGGGCUUCCCCGCGGGGGUCGUCAACGUGGUGCCAGGGAUGGGCCCCACCGCGGGGGGCGCCCUAACAGCCCACAAGGACGUGGACAAGGUCGCCUUCACCGGGUCCACCGAGGUGGGGCAGCUGGUGAUGGAGACUGCUGCCCGCUCCAACCUCAAGAAGGUCACUCUGGAGCUGGGGGGCAAGAGCCCCAACAUCGUCUUUAAGGACGCCGAUCUGGACGAGGCAAUCCAGACUUCGCAUUUCGGCCUCUUCUUCAACCAGGGCCAGUGCUGUUGCGCCGGCUCUCGAAUCUUUGUUGAAGGCGCCAUCUACGAUGACUUUGUGGCACGCAGCGUGGAGCUUGCCAAGGAGAGGGUGCUGGGGGACCCCUUUGAUUCCAGCACCACCCAGGGGCCACAGGUGGACAAGGAGCAGAUGUCCAAGAUCCUAGGACUCAUCGACUCCGGCAAGGCUGAAGGUGCUAAGAUGCUGUGUGGUGGAGGCAGGCACGGCUCCAAGGGCUUCUUCGUGGAGCCCACGGUGUUCGCUAAUGUUCAGGACGGCAUGAGGAUCGCCAGGGAGGAGAUCUUUGGGCCCGUGAUGCAGAUCCUGCGUUUUGAGAAUGUGGACGAGCUGAUAGAGCGUGCCAAUCGCACGGAGUAUGGCCUAGCCGCCAGCCUCUUCACGCGUGACAUCGACAAAGCCCUUCACUUCUCCGCUGGCCUCAAGGCCGGCACAGUCUGGGUGAACUGCUACGAUGUGCUGAGUGCCCAAGUCCCGUUCGGAGGCUACAAGAUGUCCGGCAUCGGCCGAGAGCUCGGGGAGUACGGCCUGGAGGCGUACACCCAAGUCAAGUCGGUUGUCGUCAAGAUGGCCGAAAAGAACAGCUAGGUCAAACAAGCAUGCGAUCAAACUUGCAACACUCAAAACAAGUGCCUACUUUGAAUUUUUACGUGAACUUCGAAUAAAAAGUUUUCUUA